This is a messenger RNA of Daphnia magna, 7341 nucleotides long. Its product is annotated as nuclear receptor corepressor 1. The transcript has 12 exons. Gene Ontology annotation, biological process: regulation of transcription by RNA polymerase II. The coding region runs from base 434 to 6799 and encodes 2121 amino acids. Lineage: Eukaryota; Metazoa; Arthropoda; Branchiopoda; Diplostraca; Daphniidae. The record is from RefSeq and is a predicted model, not a curated record.
CUGAAGCCCUUUUCUUCUGGACGCCAUUUUCAGAGGGAGGGGAAAAUCACAUUCUGGAAAAGAAGUACGUCAAAGAGGCUUGUUAAGUUGUGUUUCACUCUCAAUUCAUUCGCAACGCGACCAAUGUUAACUAAGUUUUGCGUUAAUGAAGGUCAGAGUCAGUUUCAGCGUGUACGCCAAAGCAGAUUGCCUGAACUUAUGGUUGAACAAUAACUUCAGAUUUGAGCAAGAGGGGCCCAAUUCAGCUCAGGCACCUGUGCCACUACAAUGGCACCAAUAGUGAACGCUCCAAUUUCUGAUAAUUGAAUAGAAUCAGCUUUCUGGUAACCUGUCCUACAACUAAUCUACAUACUAGUGUUGUGAAGUUUCUGGGAAGAUGUCAAAGUGAUUCCAGUUGAUUGCCGGAAAUCCCCAUUAAUCAGCUGGAAUCUUGAUGGAGACGGUAAGAUCUCUCCCACUACCAUCUCACAGCCCUGCAGCUAGCAGUCCAAGAGUCAACACAAUGCCAUCUAGCUAUGGACAGACUCCAUCAAGACUGCCUUCUCAAUCUACUUCGGGACCAUUACCAAUUGCUCACAUUGGAAGACCUCCUGUUCGGCCUAUCCUAGAUGGAUCACCAUUCAAAAUUAGGUCUAUGCCUGUGGCAGCUGGGGGAAAUGGUGGCUUGGGUUUGGUGCCAUCAGCUCAUUUAUUGCAAACGAGUCACGUAGGUCCAGCAACCGAACCUCUUACGCCUCCCCCACCUCAGGUCUCCCACUCAAAUUUGUCGCAAGUAGCUCGUGCACAUCCAUACGCUGCAGCUCUGCCCGCAGCCCCGUUGCCUCCAAACAGCAGCGCUAUGGAACGUUAUUCUUCUGGCCAGUCAUCGAUGCCUUCUGCGUCCGGGAUCUAUUCCAGUUCGCCCACCUAUAGCCGGGCUGAACCUACAGUUUUCCCUUUACGAUCGCCACCCGAUCGUUCUGGUGAAUUCCGCCGACGUCUGACACUUUUACCAUAUUCCGGUCUGUCGCCAAUGGACUAUGGUGGAGGUCCUCCUAGCUUAAGUGGACCUGGUCCAGGAGGCGGUAGUGGUGGCGGACUAAUCGGUAGUGCUCCAAUAGGUGUUGGUAGUGGGGGAAACAGUGGUCGACACCAUACCCAAACUGGACAUCCCUCUCAGAUGGCAUACUCAACUGCACCAAUGGACUCGUAUCGUGAACCGUUGAUGCUGCCUAUAGCCUCAGCCGUGGCUAGCGCGAACGAAUCUGCGCACAAAAAGUUGCGCAUCAGUGAUGGCGAGCCACUGUUAAUGAAAGCCACUUUGGCCCAACCAUUGCGAAUCGACACGCGGCCCGUGUUGGCUUUGGCGUCCUCGAAUACAGGCCCCCAGCUUUUACCGAUGCAUCGCGAGUCACAGCCAGCGUACAUCCCACAGGUGGAAGCCAUCAGCCCUACUCUUCCAGGUGAUGGUGAAGACCCGCUCAAAAGAGAUGAUUCGCCUCUUCGUUCAACGAAAGACGAACUUCUAAAGCAAAUCACUAAGGUGGAUGGUGAAAUUGCAAAAGUAGAAAACAACAUUACAAAACUGAAAAAGAAACAACAAGAUUUGGAAGAGGCCGCCAAGAAACCUCCACCGGAGCAUGGUGAACUGAGAACCCAAGGGACUGGACCCAAGAACCAAAGCGUCGCUCAGCUAAUCUAUGCCGAGAACCGACGGAAAGCAGGUGAAGCACACAAAAUGCUUGCUUCACUGGGCCCGGCAAUAGAUCUCCCGCUCUAUCACCAGCCGUCCGAUACAGCUGUCUAUCUACGCAAUCGGACGCAAUUUCUGGCGUUUCGACCGCGACUUUUGAAGUUUUUGCGCCGUCGCCAAAAAGAGAAAGAAGGUCGCCAUCGUUACCUGAUGAAGACUUACAAAAAGUGGAUGAUUGACUGGGGCAAACGAGUUAGUGACCUUGAAAAGGCCAGUAACGGCCCUUCCGUUGUUGCCACCGGGGCAACUGUUGCUGCACCGACGACUGUUGCAAUUACCACGAGUGGCGGCACAACUUCAACUGCUGCCCCAACUGCACCCGUCGUUCCUCAGCCUAACUCGGUGUUUGGGCGGAAAAAAGAGCGUGAGUUCUACGAAAAGGUAUUUCCUGAACUGCGAAAGCAAAGAGAAGAUCGCGAAAGGUUCAGCCGAGUUGGAUCACGAAUUAAAUCGGAUGCUGAUUUGGAGGAAAUAAUGGAUGGCCUUCAAGAACAAGAGAACGAGGACAAAAAAAUGCGGUCCUUGGCAGUUGUGCCGCCAGUACUGCUGGAUUCUCGGGAAAGGCGGCUGUGCUUUGAUAACCGAAACGGUUUGGUUGAGGAUCCCAUGGCCGAAUACCGCGAGCGUCCGUUACUCAACGUUUGGACUGAACAAGAAAAAGAGAUUUUCAAGGAGAAGUACCUUCUUCACCCAAAGAAUUUUGGGACAACGGCAUCCUAUCUAGAGCGCAAAUCGGUGGCAGAUUGCGUUCAGUUCUAUUAUCUUUCCAAAAAGACGAUUAACUAUAAACAGUUACUACGCAAAACAAAGAUGAAGAGAAAUACCAGAGCCAUGCAGAAGCCAAAUGCUGCUGCGGCUGCAGCUGCAGCAGCAGCGGCAGCGGCAGCAGCUGCCGCCGCCGCCGCCGCACAGAAUCAAAGCCAAUCGAUAAACGAUGCGCCUGGUUCUGGUGUAACGACACGCCUUCAACGAGAACAAUUGAUGCGUCAGGAAGCGAUCACCACCACUUCCUCGUUUAGCCAAUCGACUGCCAGUACCACCUCUAUAACGUCUUUGUCAAUUAGCAGUACGGCGACAGUAAGCACUUCUUUGGCAAUACCUGAGACAACAGUCGUAUCUUCAAUAGCAAGCUCAAGCACCCCGGCACAGCCAGAGCCUGCACCAACUGUUGCGAUCGAACCGCCUUCUUACAACAACAAAAGUCCGAAAGAAGAAAACAGUAAUAGCAGCUCAGAUAACACUGAAGAUGACGACGAUGACGAGGAGGAAGAAAAUGGUUUGGCAGCUGCCAGUGUGAGUGGCACUGGAGGACCUCACCCAUGUGUGGUGUGUAAAGCCGUAUUGGAGCACUAUGGACAGAGCAGGCCCCUGCCCAAACACCAAGCUUCCCAGUAUGGAUUAGCGGAAGCAGAUGUCAGUACAGAAGCUAGAGUUUGUAGCGCCUGUCGGUGUCGUGUGGUGCGACGACGUAUCGUUCAGUGCCCGUUACCUACCUGCCCGACAGCUAAAAGACGAGUGAAACGUUUGCGUCCGCUGCCCAAUAAAUGGAAUGAAAUACCAGCGGAGAUCAGGAACGCGCUAGAGAACGAAUUUCAGAUUGGACAAGACAUGACCAAAUGCUGUUCUACUUGUUGCAAUCGAAUCAACCGUAAAUUAGCUGCGCUCACCGGACAAACACCCACCGGUCUUGCCGAAGGCUCUUCUACCGUCAUAUCUGAUUCGGUUCAAGAAGAAACUGUUCCAACCAGAGCAGAAGAAAACAGCACAUCAAUAGGUCUCCAAGGAGGGAAUUCUGCUGUAUUGGAUGGAAAGUCGGAAGUACCUCCGACUAGGGAAGAAUGUCCGGUCAUAGAGGAAAAAGCAGUUCGGCAAGAACCGCAAAUCUUGCCUCCGCACCCAGUGACCAUGGUCGAGCCGCGGCCGGUGGCCAGAGUUGUCCAACCAGUUGGAGCGGACAAUUCAGAAACAGACAGUGCCGAUGAAAUGGGAGCCAGUCAGAAUGCUGCGGCUGAAGCCCAAGCCAACAACAGCUUACAUCCCAAUAUCCAUCGCAGUAACGGCAAUGUCGGACAGGAGGCGUUGACCGUACGAGAUUUAGUGUCUGGCGUUAUUGAAAGUCAGUUGAAACGAACUGAUCCUCAUAACAUGUCCGCACCAAUGGGAGUGGGCUCUCCUGUUUAUCCGCCGGGACCAUCAGAAUCGCCAACAAUCACGUCCAUUCUAAAGGAUUCUCAGCGGAACUACACCGUUGGUAGGAGUAGCGCACCGUUAACAGUUGUGACAAACACCGCACCUACGCAGUCACCCCGUUUGAUGAUGUCCCAACCUCAUGAGCCUAAUGCAGGGAGAAGGUCAUCUCCAUACCCUCCUGCUGCAGUCAUGGGACUGUCGCAUCCAGGCAAAGCCCCUCUCGGUCCGAAUGAUGAGUACAGCGCCAGCCUUCCGCGGGAAGGUUUGGCAUUCCAUCAAGUACAGCAGACGAUGCGUGACUACGAGCGUGAACGAGCACGUGUGAACCGAGACGUCGAGGGUCAAACCUUAGAUUUAUCGAUGCCUAAGAAACGUGAUAAUAAGGAUUCGUCGUUGCCGUUGAAUCAGUCUGCGCAAGGCCAACCUUACGGUCACUCUACGUCACCUUAUGCUCCUCCUCCGCCAGCUCAUUCAAAGGCGAGCAAAGAACAGCAACAGCAACAGCAGCAGCAACAACAACAGCAGCAACAACAACAACAACAACAACAUUAUCGGGUCCCUCCUGGUUCAGCAGUCAUUGAUCCAAUGGCUGCUUAUUCCGCGGGAAUGAGAGCUCCAGCCCCCUAUCCGCCAAGAUCAACUCCACCUGCUCCAAACUCAUCACGACCACCAAGUGGUUCAAUCAUGCAGGGCACUCCGCUGUCAAUCUCAUCUCCGUCAACAAAUCCCCUACCUGUGCAGUUGCAGCUACCGAGAACGGAUGGGUUGAUACGCCCUACGGUUCAAGGUCGUGACUCUUUGGGUGGUUCCAUUACACAGGGCACACCCAUCGCCGUGAAGGACCUAGACACCCGACCUGGUUUGCCACCAAGUGGACCUCAUUCAUCUCACCCUGCCUAUGAAUCGUACUACAGAGGGCUGUCGCAGCAACAGCAACAGCCACCAGGUCCGCCUAUGCGACUUUCAUACCAGCCGGACCCACAAUCUUAUUCGAGACAAAUGAUUCUGAGUAACGAUUAUCUCUUGUCGCAACAAAUGGCUGAGCGAAACAGUGGCAGAAGAGAUCGAGAGCUGUUGGGUGGACCGUUGCAACCUCAAAUGCCUGUCAAUACGAGAUCAAAUGAUCGGCAACCUCCGCCACCGCCCUCUCAUCCAGCGUAUCAACAUAGACCUCCUUCACCCAUGUAUGUGCAGAAACUUCCGUCGUACGCCAUGGAGCCGCACCACGGUUACCCGUCGCACUCGAGUAGUGGUGGCAUUGCACCUCAACUUCAGCAACAUCAAACCCUGUCGCAUCAGCAUCCCCCGCCAUCAUCUCAACCCCCUCAACAGAGGCAAGGGGUCAUUCAGCGAAACUCGUCCGUACCUUCGGCGCGCCAACCUGACCCGAGACCCUCACCGCCUGCCUCCAGCCCACUACAACAACAAAGCAAUCAAGUAAGGACGUCUUCGCCGGGUGGACUGCUAUCAAUGGGUGCCGGAGGAGUGGGAGGUCACCUCCAUCCCAGCAGUCGACCAAAUUCGAUUGCAGGUGGUGCCCCGCCAGUGUCUAUUUCCCCAAGAGGUGAUUCAAUUUAUGUCCAUGAUGCAUUUGCUUCAUUGGUUAACGCUGCCGCUGCUCAACCGAGCCUACCUGUUCCGGAUCGGGAUCGAAGAGAUCGUGAGAGGGAAAAGGAGAGAGAUCCUAGGGGUCAUCUGCAGUCUUUGCCGAUCUCUAGAUCAAUGCAUCCGGAUAGAAGAGAAGAAGUUAUGGAGCGCACCAUGGCCUACCAAAGGGAAUCGCCCAAGAUUGCCAGCGCCCCUCCAGGGCAAACCAGUGCCGGCGCUGCAGCAGUGGGUGAUGCGACGCUGACAGCCGCCUCUUUAAUCGAUGCCAUUAUUACCCACCAGAUAAACCAAUCUUCGAAUCCAAGUGAACUGGGGUCUGUUGUCACCAAUUCCAAAGCCAGCAAUGAAAACUACUUCAAUCGAUAUAGGAGGAAUGCUAGUCCUGUUGAUACUCGCGGUACUACUUUAGACUCCCGUGCCGGCCACAAGGAGCAACAACGCCAUGAAGAUCCUCCUCCUCCUUCUGGGCUGCCAUCCCAACAACGUCCGCCCUCGUCAUCUCCUUCAUUGCCCCCGCCAUCAUCUGGAUCUUCUAGCAAAGCUGCCUUUACUCUAGGGGAACACAUUGAAUCUAUCAUUGCCAAGGAUUUUCAUCAAGGUUCUGGAGGAGGAGGGGGAGGAAUGCCAAUACCCGGCGAACAAGAUUGGAACCCAGAUUGGCAAAGGCGCCAAGUUGAAUAUUCCAAGUCCCGUAUGGCAGCUCCCGAGUCGUUGAUGAACGAUUACGCUAAGAAUCGAGCCGCACUCGACUAUGCUGCCAAAUGUCGCGCCGGAGAAGGCCAACAGAUGCAAGAGUAUGGAAUACCUAAAAGUGGCAGUGGGGGAGGAGGAGAAGCUGAAACUCGUCAAACUACCAUCUCUCCCCUCGAUUACGUCAAAAAGAAAAUUGUCGAAGUUAUGCGGACUUCUUCGGAUGGGGGUAUUCCGGCUGGAGGUGGUGGUGGUUCUGGUGGUGGCAGCGCCAACCAUGAAAUGGCGCCUCCAAGUUCACCGGCUCGACGCGGGAUCAGUCCAGCUCCCUCACCGAACAAGAGACCGCGAAUGAAUGAAGAUGAAAGAGGUGGACCUUCUCCAGUUGUACCGCAUUACAUGUCUACUCCAUACCCUUCCAUGGGAUAUCCGUACACUAUACCGUCUAAUGUUCCCAUGAGCAGUAGCGCUCCAACUGCCGUCACCUCCGCAUCGGCCAGUUCCACCGGCAAUCAAACAACGGGCCAGCCAGUUGUUUUGUUAUCCUCUCAGUAUGAAGUUCUUUCUGAUGAAGAUUGAAAACGUAACAAGAAAAACAACAACAAAAAAUCUAAUAUAAAGCACGCCCUUUUUUCUUUCCACUGAGCUUUGUCAUUGGCUCCUAGCGGCCAAUACAACGAGUUGGAUGCUGAACAACAGAUCGCUUUGUUUCGGGUACUCAAAUGAGUUGUUAAUCUUGCAUCAGAAUUCUAAAGCAAAAGCUAUACUCUCAUCAUCAUCUCGUCUCUUCUAUUCCUGUUAACUUUGUGGUUCUUUCAUCAUCAUAUGUCUUGCAUUGGAUUAUUCUUUGUAGAAUCUUCCGCAACCUUUCCAUAAGGUGUUGACUUGUUUCCUCGUUUCUUAUGCGUUUUUUUUUUUUUUUCUGGGUAUGUAUGUUUCUUUGGAUGACUUUUGAAAGUCUAUUUGUACGCGUAUGAAUGUGUGUUCCUGCAGAGCGUUUUUGUCAUGAAUAUUGGAGAACAAGUAAUCUGGAUGUACAUUGUUGUGUGUAUAUUCUGUUGGAUUUGGGACACAUCGUGGAAGGAAUGAAUUCGGUUCCAAUACAUGACCGACAUUUUUUA